Molecule: messenger RNA, 753 nt
Organism: Closterium sp. NIES-65
Lineage: Eukaryota; Viridiplantae; Streptophyta; Zygnematophyceae; Desmidiales; Closteriaceae
Source: the annotation of a GenBank genome assembly
AUGCCAGGUUUUGUCCAAGGCCAGGGAGCCACAACCGGCGCACCAGAGUCUGCGGCGGGUCACUUUGGCCCCACGGCCGUCACUUCUACCUCCUUGCCUGGUCAGCCGGUUGAUGCUGCAUGUAUUACUACAGUCGCAUCGGGGCAGCCAUGCGUCGCUGAGAGUUCCCUUCCACCUGUAGCGGCGCAGCCAGGUGCACCAGCCGGUGCUCUUCCAUCUGCUCCAGGUCAGCCAGGUGCCUCCUCUGGUGCUCGGGCAGCUGGGGCUGGACAGCCAGGUGCAGCAGCGGUUAUGCCAGCAUCGGCUGGAAGUCAGCCAGGUGGUGAUCAGCCGGUCCCCGCUACAUCCGCCGUGCCAUCUGGGCCAAUUGGCCAUGCUCUGCAACCUCCAAACGUGCUUUACCUCGGUUCUGGACAGCACCACGCUAACGUGCAACUGCCGUUGUUGUCGCAUCGCCCCCUCGUUCAUGAUUCUGGAGCUUUCCUCGUAGCUGAUGAGGCGCUCGACAAUGUCAGUGGCCUACGUGGACACACAUCCGCCUCUCGUGGUCUGGCUCUAUCGGGCAUGCUCUCCGGUUUCGUGCAGGGGUCGCAAUCGGUACUGCCCUCCCCAGCAGCCUCCACUUCUAUGCCGCCCUCGACCCAAGGAGGCGAGCACGGCGAGGAGGCCGCCUCCAGGGGGUUCAUGGGCGUCACAAAAAAGCAGGGCAAGGACGAGUGGAUCGCAAGGAUCGUCGUGGACCGCUCAUCAUAG